Molecule: messenger RNA, 432 nt
Organism: Rhodamnia argentea
Lineage: Eukaryota; Viridiplantae; Streptophyta; Magnoliopsida; Myrtales; Myrtaceae
Exons: 1
Coding region: 1-432 (143 amino acids)
Source: RefSeq, a predicted model, not a curated record
AUGGGUAGGCACACUCGAGAACGAGCCGCCGCUAUUGCCCAAGCCGCCGAGGCUACUGUUGUUGCCCAUGGAGGCAAUGUUAAUCGGGGAAAUGACAAUGGGAAUAGGCAGAUGCAUCGGCUAGUAGAACAGUUCUUGAAGUUGAAACCGGCAAAAUUCACUGGAAAGGGUGACCCAGAAGCUGCACCUCGUUGGAUAGAAGAUCCGGAGAAGGCAUUUGAGGUUUUGGGUUGCACCGAGGAGGAGAAAGUAACCCCGGCAGUGUAUCGGCUUCAAGACACGGCCAGUGAUUGGUGGAAGGCCACCAAGGGAAGAGUUUUCCCGGAGGGUAAAGUACCGAAUUGGACUAUCUUCACCGAAGUCUUCAAUGGGAAAUACUUUUCAGAGACUGCUCAGGAGCGAAAGAUGUUAGAAUUUCAGCAGCUCCGCUAA